CCCUGGCCUUUUGCCUUGUCACUACGCCUUUAAUCCUUUGUGUUUCGCACCAUCUGUAGCUGUUUUUUUUUUCUUAGUCCCCUCUGCGUAAAAUACCAGACUUCUCCAAAACAAAACCCCAUCAUCGACAAAGACGCAGUCGCUUAUCUUCCCGCGCGCUAUCUCCAUCUUUCCUUAGCCUGCGCCAGCAAGCAAGCAGCAAAAGAGAAGCCCUACCUACCCCGCCUACGUCCCGCGUCUCAGGUUUCACCGUCCCGUCCCGUCUCACCUUGGGCCAAGCAGCAGCUUCACCAAAAGCCAAUUCGUCCUUCUUUUCCAGCACUAAAUAAAAACACCACAGAAAAUGGUUGAGAGACGCAACAAGCCCACCGCACUGGCUUCAACGCCCGGUCUUCCUCCCCAGGCCCAAGUCACCAUCACCGACGGAAACUCUCGCAUCCUUGCUACGCUGCCCACUGGCGAGAGCGUCGAGGUGCUUCUAUUUGGCGCAACCGUCUUGAGCUGGAAAGAUGCCACGGGCGACGAGAAGCUGUGGCUGAGCGAGGGCGCCAAGCUGGACGGCUCAAAGGCUGUCCGUGGCGGUAUUCCUCUUGUUUUCCCUGUUUUUGGCGUGGCUCCCGACCACGAUGCCACCAAGGCGCUCCCACAGCACGGCUUUGCUCGUAAUUCGCGAUGGGAGUUUCUCGGAAAGUCCACCAGCGAGGGCUCCAACGUCAAGCUUGACUUUGGCUUGUCGUCGGAGAGCCUGCCUGCUGAGACGGCCAAGCUGUGGCCCUACAAGUUUGGCCUGCUGUACAGCGUUACGCUGGACCGCGAGUCGCUUAGCACAACGCUUGUCGUGACCAACGACGGCGAUGAGACGUUUGAGUGCCAGGCCCUGCUGCACUCAUACUUUAAGAUCAAGGACAUUACUGAUGUGCAAGUCACCGGCUUUGAAGACUCGCCUUACGACGACAAGCUGGACGGCGCCAAGACCAAGUCGCAGUCUGGUGCCAUCACUUUUGACGGCGAGCUCGACCGCGUGUACACUCCUCCCGGCGGCGCCUCGCACCCCGUCAGCAUCCGCGAGGGCGGCAAGGAGCGUCUCCGUAUUGUCCGCGACAACUUGGACGACGUUGUCGUCUGGAACCCCUGGAUCAACAAGUCUGCCGGCAUGGGCGACUUUGAGCCCAAGGACGGCUGGAAGAACAUGGUCUGUGUGGAGGCCGGCAGCGUCAAGGGCUGGCAGAGGCUCGAGAAGGGCGAUACCUUCCAGGGCGCCCAGACGAUUCACCUCGUCUAGACACGACACGACGACAUGACUGAGAGAAAAAAAGAUAAUGACUUUUGGCAGCAUCUGGAACAUCAAACAGCUGCCUGCUGCGGCAGCAACUGCACGUUAUACAUCCGUCCCUUUCACUAGCCGCUUUGAAAUGCAGAAUACAUCUACAGCAUGCGUGAUUUCGUCUUUUUUUCUAUCUUUAAUAAUAAAUAACCCGUCAUACAUAGUUUGGUCAAAUGGAGAAGAAUAUCAUUAAUACCAAUUGGCAGCUCUAUAUGCUACUUAAAAAUGGCAAUGUGUUGUUUUUAUGUAUAAUCAAGGAGAACCUUUUUUUUCUUUUACUUUUCUUUUACUUUUCCUUUACUUUUCUACUUUCGGCCCGUCUUGCCCUCUUGCGAGAAGUGAUCCGCCACCAGGAAAGCGAGCUCAAGGGCCUGCUUUUCAUUCAGACGGGGAUCACAGAAAGACGUGUAGUUUGUAGACAGGUCGUCCUCAGCCAAGCCUUCACUUCCACCCAGACACUCGGUAACAGCGUCACCAGUAAGCUCGAGGUGCAUACCGCCGAGAUAGCUGCCCUGCUCCUUGUGGAUGCGCAGACUCUCCUGGAGCUCCUUGUAGAUAUCGUUGAAGCGGCGUGUCUUGAUGCCGGCCUCGGUCGACAGGGUGUUUCCGUGCAUGGGGUCGCAUUGCCAGACGACGCAGCGGCGGUACUCAGAGUCCUCGACGGCGCGAAUGUGCUUGGGGAGCAAGUCGGCGACCUUGCCGGCGCCGUAGCGGGUAAUGAGUGUGAUCUUGCCGGGCUCGCACUGCGGGUUGAGCGCGCGCAGCAGCGCAAGCAGGUCGUCGACGGGGGUGGUAGGACCGACCUUGACGCCAAUGGGGUUGGCAAUGCCGCGGAAGAACUCGACAUGGGCGUGGUCAAGCUGGCGUGUGCGGUCGCCGAUCCAGAGGAAAUGCGCAGAGGUGUCGUAGUAGUCUUGGCCGUGAAUGGCGAGGUUGCGAACAGGCAGGGUAUCGUCGGCUUCGCCGGGAGGCGGUGAUGGGGCACGGCUGGCGAAGCGGCUGGCAGCCGGUGAGCGGGCUUCGGGAGAGUCGAGAAGGCGUGUGAGAGCCUGUUCGUAUUCGAGGAGGAGGCCCUCGUGGCUGGUGUAGAUGUCGACGGUCUGGAGCUCCUCGGGGCGGGCGUUGAUGACCUGCAAGAAGCGCAGGGUCUGCUGGAUGCUCGAGGCAAUAGUCGAGUACUUCUCCUUGAGUCCGGGAUCGCGAACGUGUCCGAGGCCCCAGUCGAAUGGGCGAUGCAGAUCGGCAAUGCCAGAGGCAAGGGCGGAGCGCAUAAAGUUGAGCGUGGCAGCAGAGUGGUGGUAGGCCCUAACAGAUUAGAUUUCGUUAGCAAACCCGUGCCUGGUCAGUGUACACAAGGACAAAAUAAACUCACUUGAGCAGACGGUUCGGGUCAAUCUCGCGCUCGUCCUCAUGGUAGCCAUUGAGGAUGUCGCCGCGGAAGCUAGGCAUUUCCUUGCCAUUGACGACCUCGGUCGGGCUGGAGCGCGGCUUAGCGUACUGCCCAGCCAUACGGCCGAUACGGACGACUCUCUUGUUUGUGCCCCAGAUGAGGACGACGCUCAUCUGCAGGAGCAGCUUGAUCUUGGACUCGAUGGCAUCCUGCUCGCAGUAGUCAAAGAGCUCGGCACAGUCGCCGCCUUGCAAGAGAAAGGCGUUUCCCUGGGCGACGUCGCGCAGGUUGGCCUUGAGGGCGGCAAUCUCGGUAGGGUGCACCAGAGGCGGCAUGCGGUUGAGCUCCUUGACGGCCUUUUGGAGUUUCGACUCGUCCGGGUAGGCGGGCGACUGCUUGAUGGGCUUUGAGCGCCAGGUCGCCGGGGUCCAGGCGGCGGUGGACGAGGAUUGUUGCGAUGACGGCGCCAUUGUGUUCUGUCAACUGAGUCAAUACUGGGCUAUUGGUGGUGUAUGUGUA
This is a messenger RNA of [Torrubiella] hemipterigena, 3233 nucleotides long. Lineage: Eukaryota; Fungi; Ascomycota; Sordariomycetes; Hypocreales; Clavicipitaceae. The record is from the annotation of a GenBank genome assembly.